Lichtheimia ornata is the source of this 1254-nucleotide messenger RNA. RefSeq lists its product as uncharacterized. Gene Ontology annotation, cellular component: cortical actin cytoskeleton; plasma membrane; actin filament. The transcript is spliced from 8 exons. Gene Ontology annotation, molecular function: actin filament binding. Lineage: Eukaryota; Fungi; Mucoromycota; Mucoromycetes; Mucorales; Lichtheimiaceae. The record is from RefSeq and is a predicted model, not a curated record. Bases 1 to 1254 code for a protein of 417 amino acids. Gene Ontology annotation, biological process: regulation of actin filament polymerization.
AUGGCUGAUCUAAGUGACCCCCGCAUUCAACAAGCUUACACCGAGAUUGAACAAUAUGAAGACACCAACUGGAUGUUGCUUGGUUACAAUGACACCCGAGACGUUAUUUCCUUGUACUCCAAGGGUGAAGGUGGUUUAAGCGAAUUCCGCAACCAUCUCUCGGAUGAAGUAUUAUAUGGUUUCGUACGAGUGGAAGAUCGAUUCAUUCUUAUCACUUGGGUAUCAGAACAAGUCAGCGGCGUACGUCGAGCCCGUGCACUUGUACACAGUCGAGCUGUUGCUAGUCUUUUGAAAUCACAUCACGCACAGAUCACCGCAUCCUCCAUGAAUGAUUUAAGCGACAAUAACAUCCGCACACGUCUCAAGAUUGGUGAGAAUCAGGUCCCCAAUCGAUCACGCCCAUCAUCCAUGUCUGAACGUAAAAGAUCAUCCAUGUCGAGCAACAAACGUCAAUCAACCCAACAAUCCAUUCCACCUUCUCCUCAGCCUAACCCUCAACGUGAAUCUACAAUGACGGAUGAACCCGAUUCUUUUGUGGAAGCAAGUGAUGAAUUCCCAACGUCUCCUGUGACACCUACUGCUCCAACAUCAUCAUCCGAACAAUAUCAACAACAACAGCAGGAAGAAAACAAGACAUCAUCACAAGUGGUGGAUGCAUCACGUCAACAACAGGAAGAUGAAAAGAAACAAGCAGCCAUUGCAGCAGCACGUGAACGUGCUCGUGUGGAGGAAGAGGAACGUACAAAACGUGCUGAACAAGAGGCUCAAGCCCGUGCUGAGCAAGAAGCUCGAGCAAAGAAACAACGUGAACAAGAAGAAUUGAAGCGUCAACAAGCCCUCAAGGCUCAAGAAGAGGAAAAGAAAAAGAAGGCCGAAGCUGAAAAGCGUCAACGUGAGGAGCAACAAGCAAUGCAACGUCGAAUGCAGGAGGCUGAGAAAAACAAGGAUGUAUUGCUUGUAGGAUAUGCUUCUAUUCAACCAAGCACUAGCCCAUUUUGGCGACGUCGAUACCUUGAAAUCCGUGGCAAAAGUUUGGUCUUGUACCGCGAUGAACUUGCACAAACACCUGUCACUGUGAUUGAUCUCAAGAGUGUAACCCGUUUGAGUGGAAUUGAUCAGGAACGUGAGACAUUCUUGCCCAAUGCGUUUGUGCUUGAUACGCAAAAGGAUGGCUCCUAUCAGUUGUGUGCUGAUAAUAACAAAGAUCGUCAAACCAUCUUCACUGCUCUUCAAACCGUUACCCAAACGAAAUAA